AUUUCUAGAAGAACCAAUGCGGCAUGGCAGUUAGGACGACAGUUAAUGGCCACUGAGGAGGAGGACAGUUCAUCAAAUCUUCCCCUGAAUGUGACUAAUGGAAAUUAUACAUGCAUCCUUUUUUAUGCUAGUAAUUUCAGCCUCAUGGCCAACGAUUCAGUUUUUAUAGAUUUGACAAAUAUAACAUUUGUAAACCGGGAUGUGGACAUUUCCUCCUCUGAGUGCUCAGACACCAACACAACACUGUCAUUAAAAUACACAAAACCAGUGAAUGGAAUCAGCAGUUUGGAGAUAAGAUUUGUAUUGACCAACAUGUUCUAUGACGUCUCAGCUAGAAACUGGUCCACUUUAAAAUCAGUUGAGAUUGUACAAGAUGACUAUAAGUUUGCUAAGUUUAAUGUUUCUGUCAUCUCUGCUCCUGCAGAGUAUUCAUUUCAUUGCCAGCUGGUGGGAACAAGCAAUCUCUAUCCUGCAAGGUUGAUUCCAUUUAACGAGGAAGCAGAAAACUGGGAUGUUUUCAUUUCAAGCUUCCAACUUCAAGGCUUCAACAUUGAAAACAACCUAUUUUCCUAUGCAAGCGACUGUACAAGUUUCUUCACUCCUGGGAUCUGGAUGGGCUUGGUGACCUCUGUGAUUCUUCUGUGGAUCCUGGCCUAUGGCAUCCACAUGAUCAUGCAGCUCACAACAAACAGCAGAUUCGAUGAUCCCAAAGGUCCGGCCCUUUCCGUUCCUCAGACAGAAUAG
Tinamus guttatus (white-throated tinamou) is the source of this 744-nucleotide messenger RNA. NCBI's taxonomy places the organism in Eukaryota, Metazoa, Chordata, Aves, Tinamiformes, Tinamidae. The record is from RefSeq and is a predicted model, not a curated record.